Rhodofomes roseus is the source of this 489-nucleotide messenger RNA. RefSeq lists its product as uncharacterized. The transcript is spliced from 3 exons. The coding region runs from base 1 to 489 and encodes 162 amino acids. The record is from RefSeq and is a predicted model, not a curated record. Lineage: Eukaryota; Fungi; Basidiomycota; Agaricomycetes; Polyporales; Fomitopsidaceae.
AUGAUCUUUGCUGGUGAUUUUGCCCAGCUUGAGCCACCAGGUUCAGGAUUCUCAUUGUUCUCAGCCAAGGUCAGCAGUCUCAGGCACUCUGCAUCUAUAACAACAGUGGUCAUACUCCGACAGAACAUGCGACAAAAAUCACAGACCUUGGAGAAUGCCAAAUUCAGGAAACCGCUAGAGAAUCUGCGCUACAAGCCCAAGCUGAAUGAUCCCAACUUCCGGAAUGUGUCCAUGAUUCUAUCAUACAACUCACACAGAGACCGCAUCAAUGAGCGUGGUGUGACACGAUUUGCCAAGGAUACAGGACAGACACUGGAGACAUUCUAUUCACUUGAUCACUAUGGCAGUCCAGACGAGGGUACUAGGCACAAUAAAUCCAAGAAGAAUGCAGAGGUGAAGCACAAUGUUGACACGAUUCAUCCUCAUCUGCAGGAACAGCUCUGGAUUCUGCCACACAAGGACACUAAUAACCAUCCAGGAAAGUUGUGA